Penicillium cinerascens is the source of this 1200-nucleotide messenger RNA. RefSeq names its product elongation of very long chain fatty acids protein. The transcript has 2 exons. The record is from RefSeq and is a predicted model, not a curated record. NCBI's taxonomy places the organism in Eukaryota, Fungi, Ascomycota, Eurotiomycetes, Eurotiales, Aspergillaceae. Gene Ontology annotation, cellular component: endoplasmic reticulum membrane. Gene Ontology annotation, biological process: very long-chain fatty acid biosynthetic process; sphingolipid biosynthetic process; fatty acid elongation, polyunsaturated fatty acid. Bases 1 to 1200 code for a protein of 399 amino acids. Gene Ontology annotation, molecular function: fatty acid elongase activity.
AUGGCCUUCCAAAGGCUUUCUGUUUAUCCUCGGUUACCUCCUCUGGAUCUGUUUGACUGGCGUUUUGAUGAUGCCCCGAAAACAAUCCCGCCGAUAUCUCAAAGCGAAUCCACAUGGACCCAGCCGUUUACAAUCUCUCAGUCCCUUUUUCAUGACCUUCUUGAUGUCAAGGUACCUGUCACAAUAGCUGCCACGUACCUGGUCACCGUCACCAUCCUUAAUCGUGUGAAUGAGAGUCGACAGUAUAAACCCUGGGGGUUUUCCAGAACUUCAACCUUCAAGUUGUUUGUGCUGCUGCACAACAUUUUAUUGGCCACAUUCUCUGCAUGGAUUUUUUAUGGGCUGUUUUGUUCAUUAAGAAGCUGUUGGCCAUCGAAAACAGAGCCGAACUUUUUACCUCGGGCAGCGGAUUCCCUUUGCCGCAUUGCUGGCGAAAAUCCGCCUCGUGGUACGAAUUUCACUCUUGGAAGCAAUCAUGCUCGGUACUUGUUCCAAGAGAGUCUUUUGCUAGACGCCAAUAUGUUCGCCCUUCGCGAUUCAAAUCGUCUAUGGACCACCGGCUAUGCCUAUUUUAGUUGGCUGUUCUACCUAUCGAAGUUCUAUGAAGUGGUUGACACUUUGAUCAUUUUGGCGAAAGGUAAAAGAAGCUCGAUGCUGCAGACAUAUCACCACACCGGCGUUAUGUUUUGCAUGUGGGCAACAGUCCGCUACAUGUCACCACCCGGCCUGGUCGGUAUUUUUUUCAAUUCGGCUAUUCACACUCUCAUGUAUUUUUACUUCGCUUGGACGUCCCUUGGACUUCCAGUUCUCAGAUAUAUCAAACAGGCGUUGACAACGUUACAAAUCACGCAAUUUGUUGUUGGCGGUUUUAUUGCCUGCACUUAUCUCUUCAUUGAGUACGAUUCAUUGGUACAUCGCCUUGGAGAUGAUGGCCAAGGGCUACCACCGGCGAUUACUGAAGAUAUGAGAAUCUCAUCUCCGGUACCAACAAUGUCCAGUGCUCGAGGGGGACAUGAUGAUGGAUUUCACAAUCAUAGUUCUCGGGGUCUUUACGAAGUUCGAAGGACUCCAUGCUUGGAAAGAAGUAGUCAGGCAUUUGCAGUUUGGUUGACAACUCUCUAUAUCCUGCCCCUGAUAUAUCUUUUUUUGUGCUUUUUCAAUCGUUCAUACUUGAAACGUGCCAAGAGCCAUGUUAAGUAG